AUGGUGACUAAGACAUCUCCUCCUCUGAAGGAAUGGGGGACAAGUGGCACUACUGGUGGCUUAACCUUGAUAUGGAAGAGCAAUCUGGAUAUUGAAAUAACUUAUUUCUCCCUAAACCAUAUCAAUGCUAUAGCCAGACCCACUAUUGGUUUCCCCUGGCUUUUCAAUGGCUAUUAUGGUAGCCCUUAUGAUUUCAAUAGUAAAGAUGAGUCUUGGAAUCUGUUGGAUAAAACUGCAUCUAACAACCAAUUACCCUGGUUGGUAAUUGGUGAUUUCAAUAUCAUUCUUCAUGACACUGAAAAGUUCAGUACUCAACCAAGCGAUGCCAAUGAAGUUGUCUUUUUUAACAACAAGAUUUUAGAUCUUGAUUUGGUGGAUCUGGGCACCACUGAAUGCCCAUUCACUUGGUCCAACAAGAUGAGUGGUCAUGCUCUCACUGAACAAAGAUUAAAUAGAGGACUAGCAACUGAAAGUUGGCUACUUCGAUAUCCUAAUUCCACCAUAUCUAAUAUGCUGGCUAUUGGAUCUGAUAACCACCCCAUUCUAUUAAAUUCUAACCCCAAUUGGAAAAUUGGUAAAAUUCCUUUCAAGUUCUUUGGUCCUUGGUUGGAUCAUGAGGACUACAAGAAAAUCAUAGCUGAGUGCUAG
Molecule: messenger RNA, 648 nt
Organism: Papaver somniferum (opium poppy)
Lineage: Eukaryota; Viridiplantae; Streptophyta; Magnoliopsida; Ranunculales; Papaveraceae
Exons: 2
Coding region: 1-648 (215 amino acids)
Molecular function (GO): catalytic activity
Source: RefSeq, a predicted model, not a curated record